Molecule: messenger RNA, 2496 nt
Organism: Aureococcus anophagefferens
Lineage: Eukaryota; Pelagophyceae; Pelagomonadales; Pelagomonadaceae
Exons: 1
Source: RefSeq, a predicted model, not a curated record
CCCGCCGCGGCCCUGCGCAAGCCGGAAGUCAUGGCGCCCGCCGGCGGCUGGCCCCAGCUCCGCGCCGCCGUCGCCAACGGCGCCGACGCGGUCUACUUCGGCCUGUCGACGCACAGCGCGCGCGCGCGGGCGACGAACUUCGACGAGGGCGCCGAGCUCGACGACGUCGUCGCGUACUUGAGACACCACGAGGUCAAGGGCUACGUCGCGCUGAACACGCUCGCGUUCGACGACGAGUUCGACGCCGUGGAGGCGCUGAUCCGGCGCUGCGAUGCCGCGGGCGUCGACGCGAUCAUCGUCCAGGACCUCGGGGUCAUGGCUUUGGCGAAAGCCGUCGCGCCGGGCCUGCCCGUGCACGCGUCGACGCAGCAGUCCAUCGCGUCGGCCGACGGCGCGGAGUUCGCGCGGGCCCGCGGCGCGACGCGGGUUGUGGUUGGAAGAGAACUUUCCACGGCGGAGAUCGCGGCCGUCGUCGCGCACACGGCGGCCGAGGUCGAGUGCUUCGUCCACGGCGCGCUCUGCGUGUCCUGGUCCGGUCAGUGCCUGAGCUCCGAGGCCUGGGGCGGCCGGUCCGCGAACCGCGGCCAGUGCGCGCAGGCCUGCCGUUUACCGUACGAGGUGCUCGUCGACGGCGCGGGCGACCAGGCCGACGGCGCGGCGACGCUGAACUACGCUCUAAGCCCCCAGGACCUCUGCGGCCUCGAGGACGUCGAGGCACUCACAAAAGCCGGCGUCCACUGCCUGAAGAUUGAGGGACGGCUCAAGGACGAGCGCUACGUCGCGGCGACGACGCGCGCGUACCGGGAAGCGGUGGACGCCGCGUGGGCGAAGCUGCGCGGCGACGACGCGGACGCGACACCGACGGUCUCGCGGAGCGACCUCGCCCAGGUCUUCAGCCGGGGCCAGAGCGGCGACGUCGACGGUCUGAGCGCGGGCUUCCUCCGGGGCCCGCGGCACCAGAGUUUAGUGGUAGGAAACGCGCCGCGCCACCGCGGCGUCUACGUCGGCGAGGUGCUGAGCGUCGCGCCCGCGACGAAGAAGCAGGGGCUCACGCUGCGCGUCCGCUCCGAGCUCGAAGAUCUGAAGCGCGGCGACGGCGUCGUGAUCGACGGCGGCGCGGACCACGCGCGUGACGAGGUCGGCGGCGCCUUGUACGACGUGAAACAGGUCGCAGGCGGCUUCGACGUGACCUUCGCCAAGGCCGUCGCCGCCAGGCCCUGGGUCCGCGCGGGCGCGCGCGUCUGGCGCACCGCGGACGCCGCCGUCGACGCGAAGCUCCGGGGCCUCGCGUCGUCGAAACCUCUGAGGAGGACGGAGGUCGACGUGCGCGUCUCCGUCGACGGCGGCGAGCUCGUCGUGGAGAUCGACGACGGCGUUCGCGUCGGCGCCGCGAAAACGCCGGUCGUUCCGGCACAAGACCGGCCGCUCGACGAAGCGAGCGUCGCCAAGGCUCUGGGCCAGCUCGGGGACACGCCCUGGGCGCCGGCGUCCGUCGACAUCAACCUCGGUGGCGGCGCCUGGUGGUGCCGCGCGGCCGACGUCAAGGACGCGCGGCGCCGCGCCGUCGAGUCGCUCCGGGCGCUCCGGGCGCCGGCGCGCGCGUCGGCGCGCGCGCCGCCGGGCGCGGCGCGCGCGCUCCUCGAGCGGGGCGACGGCUCGCUCCUCGACGACGGCUUCGACGAGUCGCUCCUCGAGUUCAAGGUCGGCGUCGCCGUCCUCGUGCGCGACCUCGACCAGUGCGCGGCCGCCGUCGACUACGCUCUAACGACGCCGCCGUCCGACGACUUCGCCGUCGACGAGGUCGUGCUCGACUUCCUCGAGCUCAAGGGUUUGCGGGAGGCCGUCGCGGCGAUCCGGGAGCGCGCGCCGGGCCUCAACGUCGUCGUCGCGGCCCCGCGGAUCUCGCUCCCGGGCGAGGACGGCGCUUUGGAGAAGCUCUUGGCGCUCGGCCCCGACGCGCUUUUAGCGAGGUCCCCGGGCCAGCUCCGCUACUUCGCCGGCCGCGACGUCGAGCUCCGGGGCGACUUCUCGCUCAACGCGGCCAACGCGCUCACGGCGAACGACCUCUUCGACGACGCCGCGGCUUUAACGCGCCUCACGCCCGCGCACGACCUCGGCGGCGCGGCCGUCGCGCGCCUCGCGCGGCGCCUCACGCCGUCGCGCCGGGCGAAGCUCGAGGCCGUCGCGCACCAGCACCUGCCCAUCUUCCACGCGAGCCACUGCCUCUACGCGCGGCACCUGUCCAAGGGCGACUCGUUCGAGAACUGCGGCCACGUCUGCGAGCGGCACACGAUCCACCUGCGGGACGAGGCCGGCGCGGACCACGUCGUGCUCGCGGACAUGGGCUGCCGGAACACGGUGUUCAACGCCCAGGCCCAGUCCGCGGCGGACGCGCUGGGAUCGUGGCUCGACGCGGGCAUCUCGAGGUACCGCGUCGAGUUCGUCGACGAGUCGCCGGCCGCCGUCGCCGCCGUCCUCGGCGCCUACCGCGACCUC